This is a messenger RNA of Oncorhynchus nerka (sockeye salmon), 1930 nucleotides long. RefSeq lists its product as uncharacterized. The transcript has 3 exons. Lineage: Eukaryota; Metazoa; Chordata; Actinopteri; Salmoniformes; Salmonidae. The record is from RefSeq and is a predicted model, not a curated record. The coding region runs from base 142 to 1833 and encodes 563 amino acids.
UAUGUGUGUGUGUUGUCUCUCUCCAGGUGUGUGUGUGUGUGUGUUGUCUCUCCCCAGGUAUGUGUGUGUGUGUGUUGUCUCUGUCCAGGUGUGUGUUUGUGUUUUUCUCUCCAGGUAUGUGUGUGUGUUGUCUCUCUCCAUAUGUAUGUGUGUGUGUGUGUGUGUGUGUGUGUGUGUUGUCUCUCUCCAGGUGUGUGUCUGUGUGUGUUGUCUCUCUCCAGGUGUCUGUGUGUGUUGUCUCUCCCCAGGUGUGUGUGUUGUCUCUCUCCAGGUGUGUGUGUUGUCUCUCUCCAGGUGUGUGUGUUGUCUCUCCCCAGGUGUGUGUGUUGUCUCUCUCCAGGUGUGUGUGUUGUCUCUCUCCAGGUGUGUGUGUGUUGUCUCUCUCCAGGUGUGUGUGUUGUCUCUCUCCAGGUGUUUGUGUUGUCUCUCUCCAGGUGUGUGUUGUCUCUCUCCAGGUGUGUGUGUUGUCUCUCCCCAGGUGUGUGUGUUGUCUCUCUCCAGGUAUGUGUGUGUGUUGUCUCUCUCCAGGUGUGUGUGUGUGUUGUCUCUCUCCAGGUGUGUGUGUGUGUUGUCUCUCUCCAGGUGUGUGUGUGUGUUGUCUCUCUCCAGGUGUGUGUUUGUCUCCAGGUGUGUGUGUGUGUGUUGUCUCUCUCCAGGUGUGUGUUGUCUCUCUCCAGGUGUGUUGUCUCUCUCCAGGUGUGUGUUGUCUCUCCAAGUGUGUGUGUGUGUGUGUGUUGUUUCUCUCCAAGUGUGUGUGUGUGUUGUCUCUCUCCAGGUAGGUGUGUGUGUUGUCUCUUUCCAGGUGUGUGUUGUCUCUCUCCAGGUGUGUGUUGUCUCUCUCCAGGUGUGUGUUGUCUCUCUCCAGGUGUGUGUUGUCUCUCUCCAGGUGUGUGUGUGUGUUGUCUCUCUCCAGGUGUGUGUUGUCUCUCUCCAGGUGUGUGUGUUGUCUCUCUCCAGGUGUGUGUGUUGUUUCUCUCCAGGUGUGUGUGUUGUCUCUCUCCAGGUGUGUGUUGUCUCUCUCCAGGUGUGUGUGUGUGUUGUCUCUCUCCAGGUGUGUGUGUGUGUUGUCUCUCUCCAGGUGUGUGUGUUGUCUCUCUCCAGGUGUGUGUGUGUGUUGUCUCUCUCCAGGUGUGUGUUGUCUCUCUCCAGGUGUGUGUUGUCUCUCUCCAGGUAUGUGUGUGUGUUGUCUCUCUCCAGGUGUGUGUGUGUGUUGUCUCUCCCCAGGUGUGUGUGUUGUCUCUCCCCAGGUGUGUGUGUUGUCUCUCUCCAGGUGUGUGUGUGUGUUGUCUCUCUCCAAGUGUGUGUGUGUUGUCUCUCUCCAGGUGUGUGUGUGUGUUGUCUCUCUGCAAGUGUGUGUGUGUUGUCUCUCUCCAGGUGUGUGUGUGUGUGUGUUGUCUCUCUCCAGGUCUGUGUGUGUGUUGUCUCUCUCCAAGUGUGUGUGUGUUGUCUCUCUCCAGGCGUGUGUGUUGUCUCUCUCCAGGUGUGUGUGUGUGUUGUCUCUCUCCAGGUGUGUGUGUGUGUUGUCUCUCUCCAGGUGUGUGUGUGUGUUGUCUCCCUCCAGGUGUGUGUGUGUGUUGUCUCUCUCCAGGUGUGUGUGUGUGUUGUCUCUCUCCAGGUGUGUGUGUGUGUUGUCUCUCUCCAGGUGUGUGUGUGUGUUGUCUCUCUCCAGGUGUGUGUGUGUGUUGUCUCUCUCCAGGUGUGUGUGUGUGUUGUCUCUCUCCAGGUGUGUGUGUGUGUUGUCUCUCUCCAGGUGUGUGUGUGUGUUGUCUCUCUCCAGGUGAGUGUGUGUGUGUUGUCUCUCUCCAGGUGUGUGUGUUGUCUCUCUCCAGGUGAGUGUGUGUGUGUUGUCUCUCUCCAGGUAUUCGGGCUACAGUGACGCUAGCUGAACUGCAGGAGGACUUCCUGUCCCGUAAGGGCGGUGCCACAGCGA